GGUGACGUUUAUAUUUCAACCCAUUCCUCAACUAGCUGCCCGUGGACUUUUCGCCUCUUAGAUGUACCACCGAGUACUACGGCGUACAUGAGGGCCAUUGCGGCCUGUGUUAUGGUUGACUGACUUCGGUUGUCACACGAACUGCUAGCCUUCGAAUAUAUAUUGAGAUUCUAAUCGUGACGGGACUUUUUUUUUUUUUUUUUUUUCUUCUCUCAAUAUUUACCCCACUGCUGAGACAAGGCUGUAAAGAUACUAUUUUUUUUUUUUUGCUACAAUGAGUACGAGCAUUCAACACAUCGUGCACCCCCGGGGUGACGAUAAGUCCUUCCUUUCUAGUGGAGGCAAGAGUGGAAUGGCAAUCAGCAUUGCAUUCACCAGCUUAGCGACCAUUUUCGUUUUUGCCCGAGUUUACACGCGUGCCGGCAUAAUGAAGCGCAUGGAGUCGAACGAUUACAUGGUCAUGAUCGCUCUGGCAUUCUCCUAUGUCUUCAUGGCCUUUUAUAUCAUAGAAGCAUUGAACGGAAUGGGUAUGCAUGGCGCUGAUAUCCCACCCCCCAUUCUCCUUAAGCAGAUGAAAGCGUUCUGGAUUACCAUCCCAUUCUACAAUGCCGCCCUUCUAUGCGCCAAAGCUUCGAUACUUCUGCAGUACUUCCGCGUCUUCCCUACUAGACGCAUGCGUCUCAUCACCUGGGUCAUGUUAGGUAUACUCGGCAUCUACGGGUCCUGGGCAGUUCUGAGUGGCUUUCUCAAUUGUAUCCCUGUGGCAAAAUUCUGGGACAAGACACUUGAAGGGUACUGCUUGGAUGAAAAAGGGCUGUGGUUCUCAAAUGCCUCGAUGCAUAUCACCACCGAUCUUGUUAUUCUUAUCAUUCCUAUCCCGGCCCUGUCGAAACUAGAUCUUCCCAAGAGACAGAAGAUCGCGUUGAUCACGGUUUUUGCACUAGGCGGAUUUGUAUGCAUCACCAGCAUCUGUCGUUUGGUCGCCCUCAAAAAGAUCUCCGAUUCGACAGAUCCAACCUUUGACAACGUCGGCGCCGCCUCUUGGUCCGCCAUCGAAUGCAACGUAGGGAUUAUCUGCGCCUGCCUCCCCACACUUCGACCUCUUGUAUCCCGCAUCGUGCCCCAUCUCCUAUCGACCCUAAGCAGCCGUAACCGAAGCUACGGCAACAGACGAUUCUCGCACGGACGACCCCCGACAUACUGGGGCGGUGGUGCAGGAAUAGGAACAGUUUCAACCACCAUCACUGCGAUGGAUGAUCUCGAAUUUGGAAGCCACUGUGCCGAUUCAGAUAGGGUUCUGACACUUGUCCCUGAGGCGGACAUUCACGGCAAGGAGAAGCUCGUGUUGAAGGAAACGAAGUGUAUGGAAGAUGCUGCUGAAAGGGUGCGGGCCACAGCAGGGUCAUCCAUUUCACCCUGAUGGGGCUUCUGUGAGGAGUGAGACUUCUUAACGCGAGAAAGAGGCAUUCAAUAGAGAUAUCCCAUGCGUUCGUGCCUUUUUCUCUCUUUUCUUUUCUUCUCUUUUACGAUUUUUAUCUUCUUGUCGCAGGCGCUUUGAUAUCUCUUGCUCUUCUUUAUGCUCUAUCGAGUCUAUACUUAGCCUUGUGUUGCUUUA
Messenger RNA from Aspergillus caelatus, 1615 nucleotides. RefSeq lists its product as uncharacterized. The record is from RefSeq and is a predicted model, not a curated record. The transcript is spliced from 5 exons. Bases 275 to 1420 code for a protein of 381 amino acids. NCBI's taxonomy places the organism in Eukaryota, Fungi, Ascomycota, Eurotiomycetes, Eurotiales, Aspergillaceae.